Lutzomyia longipalpis is the source of this 4032-nucleotide messenger RNA. RefSeq names its product midasin. The record is from RefSeq and is a predicted model, not a curated record. The transcript has 6 exons. NCBI's taxonomy places the organism in Eukaryota, Metazoa, Arthropoda, Insecta, Diptera, Psychodidae. Gene Ontology annotation, molecular function: GTP binding. Bases 563 to 3565 code for a protein of 1000 amino acids.
GGCUCGGUGGUCAGUGAAUGUUGGAGCUUCCCUGUUUCGAAUUGGGAGUGGACGGGGCCAGAUCGGCGCGCGUGAAAAGAGUGAGAAGUAAGAAGAAAAAAAAAGUGCGGGCAAAAGUGGCCACAGGAGAGUGUGCGGGAAAAGUUCGAUUUGGCCGUACGGAAAAUUUACCCCACAAAAGAAAUCGCCUGUGAUAGAAGUGACACUGCGUGCUCUCGUGAAAAUACGCCACCACUCCUUUUAAUUGCUUUUCAGUGUCUGUGAAUUUUCUCGAUUAUUAGCGAGGAAAAUUCGGGAGAUUAGUUCUGGUGCUCCCCUCUUGCCAUCGGCUGUGUCUCUCUGUGGUUUUUGUGUUUGUGUUUUAAACGUGCGGAGAAAGUUCAAGAGGUCGUGAACGCAAAGAAAGGGUGAAAGAAAAGACGUGCUAAAUGUCGAAAAAGUGAUUUUGCGAAUUUUUCUUUUUCGGUGAAAUUUAAUUUUUUUUACAUCUAAAUUUGGAAUAUCCCCCUUCCCCCCCUUUGAUUGGACUGGUGGCACCUGGAGGACACACACACGCACAGAGAUGACACGAUCUGUGACAUGGUUGCUCCUUCUGGUGGGAUUUGCCUUCCUUGCGGUCUCUCUGCAUGAUGCUCAAGUUCAUGCUGAUGUUGGACCUUCAGAAUCUGAAUGUCGACCCUACAUUGAGAAGGCGAUACAUGAUUUGAAGUCUGGUGAUUCAGGAGCAGUCGCAGACGAUGAUGGGAGUCCAGAAACGGGCGCGGGAGACACAGAUGGGCCUCCAGGCGAAGAUGAUGGUGACGACAGCACGGAAAAUGCUGCUAUCGAAGAAACGAGUAAAGAAGGUGAUGAUGGUGCAGACGAUGACAAUAACGAUGACGAUGGGGAUGAUAAUGUAACAGGAGAGGAUCAGGAUGGAGAUGAUAAUGUAACAGGAGAGGAUCAGGAUGGCGAUGAUAAUGAUGAUGGGCAGUCAAAUGAGGAUGCCCAAGUAGCUGCUGAUGAAGAUUCAGGGGAAAAUGCCGAUGACAAUGAUGAAGCAGCCAAGUCAGGUGAAGACGACAAUGAUGACGAUGAUGAUGCCACAAAUGAUAAAGAUGGAGACGGACAAGACGAUGAUGAUGAUGACAGAAAAGAUGAUAACGACGAUGAUGAUGAUGUGAAAGCUAGUACAGAAAAUCAAGACGAUGAUGACGACGACGACAAUAAAGAUGAGGGCUCGAAGGAAGGCAAUGAAGAUGAUAAAGAAGAUGGGGAUGACAAUGAUGAUGAUGACGAUGAUGAUAAUGCACCAAAGAGUGGUGAAGACGAUGGCACAGAUGAUGAGCAUGACGAUGAGAAAGAUAGUGGAGAAGCUACAGAAGAAGGGGACCAACAAGGAGACUCUCAGGAAGACGAGAAUGGUACGAAAGCAGAUGAUGACGAUGAUGAUGAUGAUGAUGAAAAUGAUGGAAAGAUAGAUGGUGAUAAUGAUGAUGAUCAAGACUACGAUGAUGAUCAGAAAUCAAAGGAAGCAGAUGAAGAUGGAGAUGAUGGCACAAGUGCAGAGAAAGCAGAUAUAGGUGACAAUGACGAUGAUGAUGAUGGUAAGGACGAUGAAGAUGAUGGAAAGGACGACGACGACGAUGAUGAUGAUGGUAAAGACGAUGAUGAUCAAAAGUCUGGUGAAGUUGAUGAAGAUGAUCAGAAAUCAGGUGAAGCUACUAAUGCUGAUGAAGAUGAUGACGACGACGAUGAUAAGGACAAAGAUAAUGAAGAUGAUGGACAAUCUCAAGAAGCUGAUGAAGAAGAAUCCGAUAAACAAUCAGAAGAAGUCUUGUCUAGAGGAAAGCGAUCAACAGCAAAUGAUGAUGAUGACGAUGACGAUGAUGAUGGAAAGCCAGAUGAUGAUGAUGACGACGAUGAUCAGAAAGACGAUGGAGAAAAUGCUGAUGGAGAUAGUCAAGAAGACGCAGAAGGCAAAAGUAGUGAAGAUACAAAAGAUGAUGAAGCAGACAAUGAUGAUGACGAUGAUGACGACGGAGUAGCAUCUAAGGAAGCAGAUGAUAAGGACAAAGAUGAUGAAGAUAGCAAAGAAAAAGCACAAGCAGAUGAUGAUGACGACGAUGAUGAUGAUGGGAAAGACGAUGGAGAUGAUGAUGAUGAUGAUGAAGACAAAGAUGGUGAUGAUGACGACGACGAUGAUAAUCCCGAAGAGGAACUAACUCUGGAAUCGGAAAUCCCUGAUAAUCGUCGCAAUCGUGAUCACAUCGCCGAACUCUUGCAUUUAGAUGAUGAAUCAGAAUUGCGCGAGAAUGCCAUUGUUCGAGUGGCUGAUGUGAUCCUCAAGGAUCUCAAGAGGAUCUAUGAGAAUUCAAUUAAACCCCUCGAGACGCUCUACAAGUACCGCGAUCUGAGCAAUAGGCACUUUAGUGAUCCAGAAAUCUUCUCCAAGCCCUUGGUGCUCUUUAUGGGUCCCUGGAGUGGUGGUAAAUCAACCCUGAUCAACUAUCUCACCAACAAUGAAUUCACUGAGGAUUCCCUGAGAACUGGAGCUGAACCUUCACCGGCUUACUUCAAUAUCCUAAUGUGGGGUGAAAAGCCCGAAGUGCUCGAUGGCACCCAAUUGGCGGCUGAUUGGACAUUUUCGGGGCUACAGAAAUUCGGUCAGGGUCUUGAAGAUCGCCUACGGGGACUCAAACUACCUAGUAAACUUCUUGAAAAGGUAAACAUUGUUGAAAUUCCCGGUAUUCUUGAGGUACGGAAGCAAGUUUCGCGCCUCUUCCCCUUCAACGAUGCCUGCCAGUGGUUCAUCGAUCGUGCUGACAUCAUCUUCCUCGUCUAUGACCCAUCUAAGCUCGAUGUGGGACCUGAGACGGAAGCCAUUCUCGAUCAGCUGAAGGGACGCGAAUAUCAGACACGCAUCAUUCUCAAUAAGGCCGAUCAGGUGAAACCCGAAGAGCUGAUGCGCGUUCAGAGUGCCCUCAUUUGGAAUAUUUCACCACUCAUGUCUUCAGCUCAGCCACCAGUUAUGUACACCACAUCUCUGUGGUCGCUGCCCUUUGAGAGUGGUGCACCAGUGAGGCUACUCCAGGCGCAGGAGCGGGCUCUUCUGCGCGAUCUCCGUUCAGCCAUUGAUAAGAGGAUCGAGAAUAAGAUCGCAAGUGCGCGUCGAUUCGCUGUUCGCGUACGCAAUCACGCAAAGAUGGUGGACUGCUACCUAACAACCUACUACAACCACAAAUCCCUCUUUGGCAACAAGAAGCAAAUCUCAGAUCAGAUCAUCGAGCAUCCACAGAACUAUCACAUCUACGAGGGACUCUCAACUCUAACCAACAUCUCACGCUACGAUCUGCCCGAUCCUGAAGUCUAUCGUGACUUCUUCCGCCUCAAUCCACUUUAUGAGUUCAAGAAACUCUCCGAAACCUGCACCUACUUCCGCGGUUGUCCCAUCAAUAAGCUAGAUGUGUCCAUUGCCUACGAUCUCCCGGAGUUGGGUGGCAAAUACAAGAAGCUCCUUGAAGCCUCCCUCGCACAACUCGAGAAGGAAGCCGAUGCCAGCAAAGAGUCCACCGGCAAGAGUUGAAAAGCCCAAUGGGAGGGAUCCAUUUGCACAUUAAAAACCCCCCUUUUUUCUCCCAUUUCCCACGUUUCGAAACUAUCUCUUCAUUCACUCUCCCCCGCUCUGUAUCCCCCUUCUUCGUAAUCAUAUUCACUUUCUUCCAUUCUUCCCCUUUAUUUCUUUCUUUUUAUUUUCUUUCGAGAGACAAGACAAUCGGGACGUAAAAUCCUCGACUUGAGCAAUCCAAAGGAGCAUCAAUGGCAAGAUCUUCUGGAUUGUGGUUGAUUUUUUUUCUUCAUCUCUUGCGCAAUUGUGUUUUAGUUCUUAAACUGCAAGGUUUUUUUUGGAGAGACAUCUUAAGAAAUACAUAAAAUAAAGAAGCGAACUGAUUGAAUUCGAAAAAAAUUAUUAAAACUUAUGAUCUGUAAAUUAUUAUUAUAUAUUGAAGGAAAUUUAAAUAAAAUUUGCGGCGAUGUAAAUAAAUUUGGAAA